Perca flavescens (yellow perch) is the source of this 1553-nucleotide messenger RNA. It is a transcript of the gene tspan9b, whose product is annotated as tetraspanin 9b. NCBI's taxonomy places the organism in Eukaryota, Metazoa, Chordata, Actinopteri, Perciformes, Percidae. Gene Ontology annotation, cellular component: membrane. The record is from RefSeq and is a predicted model, not a curated record. The coding region runs from base 117 to 887 and encodes 256 amino acids. The transcript is spliced from 9 exons.
CGUCUCUCAUGGUUGCUUAAAACCAGCACCGUCCCGAUCUCUCCUCACUUCUGCGCUGCAGUCGGAUCUUCAUCACCUUUAAGGACAAUACUAGUGUUGUUUUCCCAUCUUUAAACAUGUCUCAGGUCAACAGCUGCCUCAAAUGGCUCCUAAUCAUCUUCAACAUCCUCUUCGCGAUUGGCGGCAUCGUCAUCAUCGCGCUCGGUCUGAAUUCUCAGUUCAACUACACUAACAUAGUCAUGCCUGUGGACAUCAAGCCAUCAUACUUCUACAUCCUGGGCUCCAUCGUCGUGGUGAUUGCCAUCCUGGGAGCUGUUGGCGCCUUCAGUGAGAGCAAGGCGUGCAUGGUCUUGUUCCUGGUGUGUAUGAUUCUUGGAAGUAUUGCGAUGCUCCUCCCUGGAAUCUUAAUGGCUGGCUUCCGUCCCACGGUGGCAAGCAUUCAGGAUAAUCCUCAUGAUAAUCUGGACAAAGAUUCACCCAUGAUGGAGCAGGAGUUCCAAAAAAUGCAGACAGAGCUGCAGUGCUGCGGUCGGUUCAGUUAUAAGGACUGGCAGGGAAACAUCCCCGACUCUUGUCUGUGCAACAAGUUGGAUGGGAUGGAGGGAAAGUGUCACACCGUCUACGACAGACAGCAGCAGAGGAAGUCAGUCUACAUCCAGGCCUGCUUCCCCAUCGUCACUUCCAGGAUCGUGCGGUUCUUUGACAUCUUCAUGGGGAUCUUCUUCACUCUGGCUAUCCUGGGGCUGCUGGGCAUGGUUCUGUCCUCCAUCAUGAUCCACCAGCUGCGUUCCCCCAACAAGACUGUUUUCCUGAUGUCGGUGCCACCCUUCACCAAAUCUCCCCAAUACGAGGAGCUGCACAACUUUAUUCCUCCAAAGUACUACUAGAGGACCACCGGCUUCCCUCAGGCUCGCGGGUAUGGGUCAGGAAGUCCAGCUGUGUGUCCCAGUGUCCAAAGUGCCUUAACAUCCAAUGAGGAGUCCCGGCUGUCGGCUCCAUCCAGAUCAAACGCUAAGCAGCUUUUCUUUUUUGAAGAUUUAUUUUGGGCAUUUUAGUAAAUUGAGAUCUUUGUUUUUAUAUGCAGUGACAUUAUUAUUCAUUUCACAUUAGAAUGUGAUGGGUCUGUGCUUAUUGAACGCUUGUUAUUGUUUUGUACAAAUACAACCAUAGAGGGUUGGGGUUGUUGGGGUGAUAUAAUGAUUAUAUAGGGUAUUUCACACUGUUCCUAAAGGUCUCCUAAUAGGGUAUGUUACAUUGGCUGGGCUGAAAAUGUCUCUGCUGUUUUUUUUUUUUUUUUUUUUUUUUUUUUUGGCCAUAAUGCUACCCUGUUAAAUGGGACUGGACUAAAACGAGGGCUUUUCUGCCUUAUAUGGUCUGCUCAUGAAUAUUUAGAUGAGCUGCACGCUGAUUGGUUGAGCUUAACACGUGCACACACAGACAUACUCUCACACGUUCCCCUCUAUGCCCAUGUGACGCGACCUAGAUUUAGAAGACUAACUGACCUCAGAUCAGUUAGUGGCCUAGUAUGUAAAUUUUGGGGCGUUACAAAGAUA